This is a messenger RNA of Papaver somniferum (opium poppy), 345 nucleotides long. RefSeq names its product floral homeotic protein PMADS 1-like. Bases 1 to 345 code for a protein of 114 amino acids. Gene Ontology annotation, molecular function: DNA-binding transcription factor activity, RNA polymerase II-specific; protein dimerization activity; RNA polymerase II cis-regulatory region sequence-specific DNA binding. Lineage: Eukaryota; Viridiplantae; Streptophyta; Magnoliopsida; Ranunculales; Papaveraceae. The record is from RefSeq and is a predicted model, not a curated record. The transcript has 3 exons. Gene Ontology annotation, biological process: regulation of transcription by RNA polymerase II.
AUGGGUAGAAGAAAGAUAGAGAUUAAGUUUAUAGAGAACACAACUAAGAGGAAAGCAACUUACUCUAAGAGAAGGUCAGGGAUUCUUAAGAAAGCUAGAGAACUCUCCAUUCUUUGUGAUGUUCAUGUUUGCCUCGUCAUGUUUUCAAAUACUGGAAAACUUGCUGAAUAUAUCAGUUCUUCUAUUACGAUGAAGGACAUUUUUGAUAGGUAUGAAAAGAAGACAAAUAUAGAUCUAUCGGCUUCUGAAUACGAGAUUGACAAUAAAGAUCUCUUGAAGAGUUUGCAAAGGGAAUUUAGAAAACAGGAGGAGAUUAACAGUAUACUAAGGGAAGAUAUCAGGUAA